Molecule: messenger RNA, 1293 nt
Organism: Malassezia sympodialis ATCC 42132
Lineage: Eukaryota; Fungi; Basidiomycota; Malasseziomycetes; Malasseziales; Malasseziaceae
Exons: 2
Coding region: 1-1293 (430 amino acids)
Molecular function (GO): protein binding
Source: RefSeq, a predicted model, not a curated record
AUGCGCACGCCGCCAGCGGGCGGCCCACCACACCCACGUACCUUGAUCGAAGUAGCCUUGAAGACGGAGGACGAGCGAGCGGAGCGCCGCCUGUCGUUCUUUCAGACCAACAGUACGCCCGGGUGGGGCAGCCGGCCAGCGGCCAGCGCCACGCCUACUGUGACGGCGGCCACGAAGGUCGCCGGUGAGCAGGACAUUGAGGUGACGCCGGGCGCUAACGACACCGUCUCCGCCCUCGCCUUCUCCCCGACGGCCGACGUGCUGGCGGUGGCGAGCUGGGACACAUUCGUAAGGAUCUACCGUAUCGACAAGUCGAAUGCACAGCCCGUUCAGCCGUGGCAGCAGUACCAGCACGAGGGGCCCGUGCUCGACGUAUGCUUCAACGCCGAGGGCACCAAGGUGAUCUCGGUGGGCGCCGACAAGGUAGCCCGUUGCUUUGAUCUGAAUACCAACAUGUGUGCUGUGGUUGCGCAGCACAAUGACACGAUCCGCUGCGUGCGCUGGAUCCGCGCGUUUGGCGGUGCCCUGGUGACGGGCAGCUGGGACAAGACUGUCAAGCUGUGGAAAAUUGAGCCGCAGCCGACACUCAUUACUUCGAUUGACCUGCCAGAGCGCGUGUAUGCGAUGGACGUAAUUGGGCUCAUCAUCAUUGUCGCGAUGGCCGAGCGCAAGAUCAUGGCGUUCCAGUGCAACGAGGCCAACGGCACGGCGCAGCAGGUCGUCGACCAGUUUAGCCCCCUCAAGUACCAGACACGCUCACUUGCGGCGCUACCCGACGGUGACGGGUUCGCCCUCGGCGGCACUGAGGGCCGCGUCGCUGUACACUACUUCCACGACCCACCAGACCCGAAGGACGGCAAGGUGAAAAAGUUUGCGUUCCGCUGCCACCGCCGCGUGAACGCGGACCACCCUGACGUACCGCGGAACGAGACGCAACUGUUCCCCGUGAAUGCCAUCGUGUUUAAUGCACAGGGCACGUUUGCCACCGGUGGCGGUGACGGGUCGAUCAGCUUCUGGUGCAAGGCUAGCCGCACGCGUUUGAAAAGUACGUAUAGCGAGACUUACGCAGCUUUCGAGACCAAGGGCACGGCGAUGGCCCCCAAGGAGCUCUUCAAGACGAAUCCGAACCGACUGCCCGUCACGGCCAUUGCCUUCAACGCCGACGCAUCGAUCUUUGCAUAUGCGCUCGGCUACGACUGGCACAAAGGAUAUCAGGGCGCAACGAACGAGGCCCAUGUAUUUAUUCACCCAGUCAACCCCGAGGACAUCAAGAAGCGGCCACCCAAGGCCUAG